Messenger RNA from Opisthorchis viverrini, 622 nucleotides. RefSeq lists its product as hypothetical. Gene Ontology annotation, cellular component: COPII-coated ER to Golgi transport vesicle; Golgi membrane; endoplasmic reticulum membrane. The record is from RefSeq and is a predicted model, not a curated record. NCBI's taxonomy places the organism in Eukaryota, Metazoa, Platyhelminthes, Trematoda, Opisthorchiida, Opisthorchiidae. Gene Ontology annotation, biological process: endoplasmic reticulum to Golgi vesicle-mediated transport. Gene Ontology annotation, molecular function: COPII receptor activity. Bases 8 to 622 code for a protein of 204 amino acids. The transcript has a single exon.
GUUUGCAAUGCUCUGGCUUCUGUCCUACGUCACUGUCAUGGUGUAUGGUUUCGCGGGUCUGUUCUGUUUGGCAGCUGGCCUUUUGUAUGUCACGGAAUUAGUCGAGGAGUACACGGUGACCACGGGUAAAGUCAUCCGCUACUUGAUUGUUUCUGAAUGCUUUCUGCAACUGGUUGUGUUUUUCACUGACCAAGUAACUCUGGUGACGACUGUUGUGGGACUGUUUGCUCAUGCUUUCUAUUGGUCAUUGCUGAAACACUUUCCCGCCUUUCACUUUGGUUCUGUGCCAUUCAUAGGUAGUCUAGUUGCCUGUGCUUUGCACCACUUUGUCGCCCUUCGAAUGUUCAAUUCGUCUUUCCACACGUUCACCGAGACACUCGCCUACUUUACUUUUCUCGUGUGGGCAGUUCCAUUCAUGUAUCUAAUCUCAUUGUCGGCAAACGACUGGGUGCUACCACAAACCGUCCCAUUCAACUAUCAAAACCGUGAGCAAGAGCCGUUGUUGUCUUCCGGUCAGGACAUGGUCUCGGCCUACUUAAAGAAGAAACGGCGUAGUCUUUACGCCUUGCUCUCAGCUGUUCGAGACUAUCUGCCAUCACUAACCUCAAAGAAGGGUUUCUAA